AUGGCCGAGGAAUUGUCCAAGAACUUUGAGACGCUGCAAUUGCAUGCAGGCCAUGUCCCGGAUUCUGCUACCAACUCUCGCGCCGUCCCCAUCUACGCGACCACAUCCUACGUCUUCAAUGACUCGGCCCACGGCGCGCGCCUCUUCGGCCUCAAAGAAGCUGGCAACAUCUACACUCGUCUGGCAAACCCCACAGUCGAUGUGUUCGAGAAGCGCAUGGCGGCUCUAGAAGGCGGUGUCGCUGCGUUGGCCACCUCAUCCGGCCAGGCUGCGCAAUUCGUGGCUAUUGCUACGCUCGCGCAUGCUGGAGACAACAUCAUCUCGACGACGAACCUGUACGGAGGCACGUACAACCAAUUCAAAGUUUUCCUCCCCAGGCUAGGAAUAAAAACAAAGUUUGUCCAUGGAGACGAUGCCGAGGAGUUUAAAAAGGCAAUCGAUGAGAACACCAAGGCUGUCUACAUUGAGAGCAUCGGGAACCCAAGAUACAACGUUCCCGACUUUGAGAAGAUUGUAGCGAUUGCACAUGAUGCUGGUGUUCCAGUCAUUGUCGACAACACAUUUGGCGCCGGUGGAUACUUUGUUCGGCCGAUUGAUCAUGGCGCGGACCUUGUCGUCCACUCUGCUACAAAGUGGAUCGGAGGCCACGGCACAACUCUCGGAGGCGUAGUCAUCGACAGCGGGAAAUUCGACUGGGGCAAGAAUGCCAAACGGUUCCCGCAAAUGGUGGAGCCCUCGGACGGCUACCACGGUCUCAAGUUUUGGGAAUCCUUUGGCCCCCUCACAUUCGCCGUUCGCGCCCGCCUAGAAAUCCAGCGCGACCUCGGCGCCGUCCUGAGCCCGUUUGGGGCCCAGCAACUCCUCAUCGGCAUCGAGACGCUGUCCCUGCGUGCCGAGCGCCACGCCUCCAACGCGCUGACCUUGGCCAAGUGGCUGGAGAGCAAUGAAAACGUGAGCUGGGUCUCGUACCCGGGUCUCGCGAGCCAUCCCUCCCACGGGCUGGCGAAGAAGUAUCUGACGAGGGGGUUUGGCGGCGUCUUGUCGUUUGGGGUCAAGGGUGGCUGGAAGGCGGGAAGCCAGGUGGUGGACAACCUGAAGCUGGUUUCCAAUCUGGCCAAUGUGGGAGACGCAAAGACGUUGGCCAUUCAUCCCUGGACCACGACGCACGAGCAGUUGAGUGAUGAGGAGAAGGCGACUUCGGGGGUUACAGAGGACCUCAUCCGCAUCUCCGUCGGAAUCGAGCACAUUGACGACAUCAUCGCCGACUUCACCCAAUCCUUCCAAAAAUCGGCAACCAAACCCUCCUCCACCGGCGAACCAGCCAACGCACACCAAUCCACCCAGCCCGAGCCAAACGCUACUCUCUCCGGCUCUACUUGA
Plenodomus lingam JN3 is the source of this 1380-nucleotide messenger RNA. RefSeq lists its product as uncharacterized. Lineage: Eukaryota; Fungi; Ascomycota; Dothideomycetes; Pleosporales; Leptosphaeriaceae. Gene Ontology annotation, biological process: transsulfuration. Gene Ontology annotation, molecular function: pyridoxal phosphate binding; transferase activity, transferring alkyl or aryl (other than methyl) groups. The record is from RefSeq and is a predicted model, not a curated record.